GAUAGACAAGCCCAUGUCUCUACGAACAGUGUAUAUAAUGCCUUGACGAUAUCUACCAUCAGGACAUCUUGAAACAUCAUUCAUCACAACAACUUACUCAACAAGCAUCAAUUUUACCUGUUUAAUCCCAUCUCUAACCUUCCACUCAAUCACUCUAAUACAUAAUCUAUCUUUCAAACCCAUAAAUCAAAAUGAAGACCUUCACUGCUGCUGCUCUCCUUAUCGCCGCCGUCAGCGCGCGCUCAACUCCUCUCCGCGUCCGCCAGAACGGCGUCGGCAAGUACACGGUCUUGCCAACGCUCCUGGCCUCUCACGAUGUCAUCGCCGGCGACAACGUCCUCGCUCAGAACACCAUCACCGCCCGCAACAAUGGGAUCGAGACAUCAACUCUCUACGAGAUCGAAUUUCCUGAGUCUGUCUCCGGCCUCACCUGCGAAGCUCACUUCUUCGCUGGCCGCACUACCGACUCCGUCGUCGGGACCGGCGAACUUGACUUCUUCACCACCGGUAUCGAGGACUUGGCCGAGCAGGCCAGUGGUAACCUCCGCGACCAGGCUUUGGGCCGCAUCAGCUUUGUUGCCAUCGGCGAGGACUUUGUCAUCGACCCUACGGUCCCUUUCGUCUUUGCCGGUGGAUUCCCUUGCCCUACUGGAACAUUCGUUAUUGAGAGCGCUGCUGUUGGUGACUUUGAUGUUGUCACUGUCGGUCAGGACCUCGCUGGUGCUUGGACCCCCGCCAGUGGUAAGCCCAACGGGUUGAGCUUCAUCGCCUACUAAUUAUGGCGAUGGUGAACGGAGAACGGUACGGUUUUGAUUGGGGCGUUGUUGCAUUUGCGAGUUUUUGCUCAGGUUGGGAUUUGCAUUUUCAGGUUGCGAGCAGCAUAGCGAUUUGGGUACUGUUUAGGUCAUAGUUGGUUCAGCAUAAGUCAUGAGUUCACUAAUACACUCUUGUCG
This is a messenger RNA of Truncatella angustata, 953 nucleotides long. RefSeq lists its product as uncharacterized. Lineage: Eukaryota; Fungi; Ascomycota; Sordariomycetes; Amphisphaeriales; Sporocadaceae. The coding region runs from base 192 to 776 and encodes 194 amino acids. The transcript has a single exon. The record is from RefSeq and is a predicted model, not a curated record.